AUGGCGGACUCCAGCUUCAACAACCUGACAUCUCUAGCCCGGGCGUUAUCGCAGCCCUUACUCGACCUGGGUGAAUCGACAGAAGUCAGUCCUACGCGGUCCAUCCAGCUGCAUCCAACCCGCAGGAGACAGUUAUCGAGCUGUAACUCCAUCGACGUCGAACCCCUGACUUCACCCACCGCUGCUGAGGCGCGCGUGCUCGUUAUCAACACGGGAGGGACCAUAGGGAUGACACUUCAUGAUAACGGUAGCUAAAAGCCCGAUCAACUCAAUGUUGUUUUCCUCUCCAGGCAAACGUAGAGGGAUGCCACGCAUGCAUGUGUGCUGGCAGGUUUGGUCUACCAUAUUUUCGUGUUACUGGACGCGUGAGGCUUGGGAUACAAACCCACGUGACAACUAGUGCCGCCUAAAAUAGUCCUGCAAACAGCUUAAGUCCACUACUAUACCAGGGAGCAAACUGUAUGUACACAUGAGCUAGUGUGAUAUGUGAAUAAUAAAGUGCCAGAUGCAUCACGAUUUUAUUGAUUGCAAUAAAUAACAAUACUUCUAGUUUUAGACGGAGGCAGAUGUAAGUCUACUAACUUUAACUACACUGUAAAGUCAACAAAGAUAACCCCUAGUUUGUAAACCCCUGGGAGAGUCAGUGUAGUGUGAGCUGCAGUUGGAGUAACAUAACAGACGCGUUCAAUGAAUAACCAUGCAUUGACAUGAGGUGUUGGGAAACAUCUGGAGCACACACUGAAGCAAAAUAUUCAAAGGUCCAACCAGCUUUACGCUCAACCGUCAUUUGUUACAUAAUGGUUAGGGUCUAUGUCAGGGUGCUUUGUCUUUUUCGCAGCUCAAAUGUUGCACUGCAGAGCACCAUGAGAUUCACUUUUCUCUAAAAGGUUGAAUCAGUCACAACAAGGCCAUAAAUCCUGCAUUCAAGAACAUUGUAAAUCUUUAUUUUGUAUGAUUUACACACAUCAUGGCUGGUGUUGUUCUGAAGACACUUUGUUAUAUACUGUUAUUACAGGCAUAUAGCUUCUAAUAACAGUCUGGAGUUGAAUCACAUGUUUGUGUGACUUAAUGUCCCUCACCCUUAUUGAGUGUAGAGACUUUGUUGAUGCUAUCAUCAAUUUCAAGCUGGUUCACUUUGGUUCACGGUGAAAUAGCUUACUAACCUGCUGUGCUGGACUUUGAAAAGGUAGGGUCAAAUAUUGUCAGUUCCUGUUACAUUAGUUGAGUCAAUAUUGGACCAUUUACUGUAAAUUUACUCUGUGUGCUAGAGGGCUAAGUUUCUUUGGCCUUUCAAAAAGUCUGUCUUCAUAUAUGAUAGAAGUUUAUGGUAAUGAACGUCUUCAGGUGCUCCACAGCAGCAGUAGAGCUGUAUCCACUGUUUGCACCCUUUUGUUUCAACAUCAGUGUUACAAAGUUUGGAAAAGUGCCUUGUAAAACAGCUCAAAAGUGUCAACAAUGUAAAUGUUGUGGACUUUCAGCACCUGCAGCAAUUACACUUCUCUCAUUUACCACUAGGGUUCAGUAUGAGACUGAUGUGUGGGAUUGAAGCGAAGAGAGGCCCCUUUAACACAUUCAUAAAAUUGUACUGAUUAGCAGCAAACCAUAAAAGAGAACGCUAUGAAUGCUCACUCUUAUCCACCUUUUUUCUGUUUGUGUAUCCCACAGUUCUUGCCCCAAAAGCCAAUGCCUUUGUGAAGAGCCUGCGGAAGUUGCCCAUCCUUCAUGAUGAGCUGUACGCCCAGCAGACCUGCAUGUAUGAAUACUACGGAUCUGAAAACAGCCUGGUCCUGCCGUAAGCACACCCGACCUCACCUCACUGAUCAGCUGAUAUAUGGUCAUAAGUUUAUUUUAAGGAAUUUGAUCAAUGUUUGUUCUGCUAACAUCAAAGUCCAAACGGCAGGCAGAUACUUGUUUAGCCAAAAUCGGUAGUAUCUUGCUGUCAAACCCAAGAACAAACUACUACAAUGCUGUUUACUUAAUCAAUUCAAAGACCAUUCAUUCAUCUUUACAGAGCAUUCACUUUUUUCUGAUCAGAAUCAGAUAACCUUAUUUAACAGUGUUAUCAGCAGUUUAGGUUUAGUUUUCCUCUUUAUUUUAUAGUUGUUUUAAAGUGUCGUGAUUUGGAGGUGGUGUUGUUAGUUCACUGUACUUGCGCACGGUACAGUUGAUAUUCUUGUCAAAUCACUUUCACAUCAGAAUGAGUCAACACUGCACAGAAUCUGCACACUCUCCUAUUAAAAAUAAUUUAAUAUGAAUAAAAAUGAUCAAUGUCAUGACUUUCAACUGCUUUUGUUGCUUGAACAGGAAGCCGACACGUCAUUCGGACCAUUUGUAUCAUGGGUGAAGUAGCAUUGCGUGUGCCUGCACGGUGCUUAGAAAGUGAAUUGAAGUCUCUGCUUUCUCAGUCAGGGUGUGCUUGCCUGACAGGAAAUGCAUGCUGACGUGGCCGUCGACAAUAGAAGCAAAAAAUACCAGGAGGGAUACAAAAGCACAGAACUGUUUACUGCCUGAAGUAACAACUCUGCACUUUCUAAUGCCACCUCUGUCACCAAGUAGCCAGCUGCUUUAACAUGUGACGGUGGAGUAGCCUGGUGUUGUUAGCCUCAUGUUUCUUGGAUGUCAGUUGAUAUAGAGCUGCUAUUUGCUUGUAAGGAAAAGCGAGGGUAGUUUAUGCUACAGCAUGUUGUCUUGACGUCUGGAGCAUGUGCUGUGGAGCAGAGAGAGUGUAGCCCACCAGCUGAUCAGCAGCCUCUGUGGGGUUUUUUAAUUGUCAGUGAUAGUGGGGGUGCCCUACCAGAACUGCACCCUCACUCACUCAUUUCCAUACCCCCCUUUUCUAUUGACUGACAGUGAGACUCUGCUGGGUUGCUCUGUGGAGGUGGGUGUAUGGUAAAAAUAAGGCAUCUACAACUCACAGUGGACUGUUAUCUGUAACCUUGGGGUUGAUUUUACUAUGUGAUCUGCAAAGUUGAUAAUUAUUUUUACUUUGAAGACGUAAUGUACUCAAAUUUUACUCUUAAUGUCAACAUAGGAAGUAGACUUAUAUGCAGUUUUAAUGGGCAUACUGUUGAUAGUAUGCAGGCUUAGUUGAAGGAGGGAAUUAGUUUAUUGAUUUAUUGAAAAGCUUUACUCCGGAGGUGGAGAGGCAGCGCCACAAGGCCAUUUGCCCCCUUCUCACCUCCAGCCGUCUUCUUCCACUUCUUGACUCUACACACACACACAAACAGACACAAUAUACUCACACUUGUGCACACGAACAUUCAUUAUUCUUCAGCUAUGAGGCAUCUCAGCUCUGGUAUGCUAAUGUGUAGCUUUAAGGUGCACUUCCAGAUAUUGGAAAAACUGGUGAUUUGAAUAGUGUUUUUCAGGCACUUUGAGGAUAUCAACAACAUAUGUCGGAGGGUUGUGUGAGGACUUGAGGCUAAUGAGAGGAGUGUGUGUAGGACCCCUGGUCUGGUGUACUGGGCCAUACAUGCUCAUCCCCUGCUGUUCUAUUCAGCUCCAGUCUUCAUGUUAAAAGGCUGUCCUAUGGUAAUAUGGGGGGUGGCCCUCUCUGUUUCUUAAAAGGGAGAUUAGAAGGAAAAUCUCUCCAUGGCUGUUUCGUCACACCACCUUACUCAGAGUGCCUGAGAGUGUCGCAGGUGGUGCUUUAGGGCAGAGAAAUGACUCGCCAAAUAACCUCAAAGUUAUAUAAAUCAGUCACCGCAUGCCCCCCUGCUUAGCCUUUGUUUACAAUCCACAGUGGAAAAACUUUGAAAAAACCCUUGAACUAUAAAAAAGGGCAAGUUUUAAAGUGGAGCUCUGUUUGUCUACGAUGCCCCUCCCUUAGACAUUUCCAAAACUCUGUGUGUGAGUGUGUUUGUGAAACAGGUUCUGGCACCCUACUGCUGAGACAGAAGGCCCGGCUAAAUAGACUCUGUCUCGCUUCAUAAAGUCAGCUUGUUUUUCCAGCAUUUCCCUACCCCUUUCUUAAACCCGCUUCUCAAAUUUAACCAGAACUGGCUUCAACUUUUUAAAUUAGGCACAAUCAAGGAUCUUUUGUCACUGGGAAGAUAAUCAUCAUUUGUUUAACCAUGUGUCUUUUAUGUGGCUGUUGUAAUGACUGUUUGCACUUAAAAAGACUGAACCCACAUGAUUUUUUAUUUUUUGCGUGUUUCUGGGUCAAAUUUACACAGAAAACCCUUAAAACUCAUAGACUAACCUCUCUCCUGCAGGCUUAGUAAAGAUAAUAAGAGGAUAAUCUACAAUGUCUUAGAGUACAGCCCUUUACUGGAUUCUUCCAAUAUGACCACAGAUGACUGGGGCAGAAUUGGAAAGGACAUUGAGGUACUUGACUGAAUCAAUUUUUAAGAACAUAAAACAUUAUCUUUUCGAAACACAAGACAUAAAAACAGCAGUUUAGAGCUUAUGGGAUCUACUGUUUAUGAUGGUUGAAAAGAAAUAAUAACUGACGUGCUUUCCUCUCUUUUCUGAGUGCAGAAAAACUACGAAAGCUAUGAUGGGUUUGUUAUCCUUCACGGCACAGACACUAUGGCUUACACAGCCUCUGCCCUGUCCUUCAUGUGCGAACACUUGGGCAAACCAAUCAUACUCACCGGCUCACAGGUAAGAGCUGCUUUCCUUUGGAGUCAAACAAACAAACAAACAAACAAAAUAAAACAGAAGCGUUUCAACAAAAUCCUGUUGUGUCUUUAGGUGCCUAUCUAUGAGAUGAGGAAUGACGGCAGAGACAACCUGCUGGGGGCUUUGCUGAUUGCUGGCCAGUUUGUCAUUCCUGAGGUAAAGAAAUGGAGAUUGCACAGGCACACGCGCACACUCUCCAACACAUUAAGAGAUUGCCGGAAAAGUGCUGUUUGAUAGCUGUGUAGAAAUAAGAUUUGGAUUCACUUUAUUUUGUGACUAUGAGAAAGAAAAAGACAAAAAGUGAGAGACUUGUGGGACAUAAAAAAAUCCUACAAGAUGGUACAACUUAAUACAUCAAGGUAAUCCACCAUGUUCUCCAAAUAAGGAUGACAUGACUGUUGAAAAGAAACCAAAGUUCUCUGAAAUGAGCCUUCUUAUCAAAAUGCUUUCUAACAACAGAGUUUUGCAAUGCUCAACAACAAUUAUGAGAACAAGAAGAGCACUCAAAGGUGUAAUCUGUCUAUCUGUGUGACGCUUGUAGCCACAGGUAUUUCAUAAUAAAUGCGUCGUCUUUCAGUGCACGUACACUGGUUUUAAAGAACAGGUAAACCCUGUCGUGUGAGGGAUUUUCUCCUUGUGUUUAUAGUUUUCAUUUUGCAUCAAACAUGUCUCUGUCUCCCUUCAGGUGUGCUUGUAUUUCUACAAUAAACUCUACAGAGGAAAUCGUGUGACCAAAGUGGAUGCUGGGAGUUUUAAUGCAUUCUCAUCUCCAAAUUUGGCCCCUCUUGCCACUGCAGAAGUGGAUAUAACAAGUAAGUUGGUAAUGAAAUAAAGAUUCAGUUCCACAAAGAUUAAAAAUUGUCAAUGAUAACAGAAUUUGACAGUUUGUAAAACAUUAAAACCCUUUAUUAAGAUGCAAAGACGACACAUCAAAUCUUUAAGUAACAUUAAGUACAAUGUUGUUGUAAUAGAUGCAAAAUGUAGUUUGUUGUCCUCUUGCUUUAUUUGAUUUGUCUUCCCUGAAACAGCAUUGUCUGGAUGACACUAUAUGAUGCUCCAAAACUUGUUUACACUGUCCAGCAUUAAUGGUUUUUACCCAGAUGUGUAAGCUACACAUGCCACGGGCACUUAAGCAGCCCUUCAUCAUCACAGCUGUCAAGUUGCAGACAGUAGUUUUUGCUCAUGCUGUGAUUCCCACUUCAGAGUUAUGUCUGUUUUAAAUGCAGUGCCACCUCUCUGUAUCUUGAAUGAAACAGUGAACUUAAGUUGAUGAAAUCCUUGAAUUCUCUGUGAGUUAACACCAUUCUGGAAUAGUCGACCUCAUAAGCCCAGGCCUCAUGUGAAUGUCCUUUUUAUUAAUGUAACUUUAUGCUGUUCUUUAGUCAACUGGGAUACUGUAUGGAGGGCAAACACCACGGCAAAGUUUCAAGUCAGGACUGAGCUGAACAGGAACGUUGGCUUGCUCAGACUUUUCCCAGGAAUCACUGCUGCUACUGUAAGUCACUCGAGGUAACACUGUUGUUUAUAUGAUAGCAGUAUAGCCCCAGAAAUUUUCUGUCAUUGUCUCCUGAUGUGUAUAAAUUAGUUUCUGCUCUUAUUUAAUGUUAUCUUUCACCUAUAUUAGGAUGCUUUCAUUGUUAAAGAAGAUUAUCUUCUCAAUCUAAAACUUUAUGAGCUCAAAAAGCAAAAAAAAAAAAGAGAGACUGAAAAAUAUAACUAGCAUGUUGAAAAGCCAACAGUGUUUACCUCCAUGAAUAUUAAAAUCUUAAUUGUGGAUGUGUAUUUCAAACAUAACUGUCUGCUCCAAACUGUUGUUUAGUCAAACUGCAGUAAAAAUAUAGUUAACUUUAAUUUAAUUGUGCUAUUACCCGUCUUCUGUUGCUCUCCUGGUCAUGUAAACUGCCAUCAAAGCUCAGCCUGGAGAAAGAUGAAAAGGAGUUAUGAGCCAUGACCAAUCACCCUGUAAAGAGGAGGGUUUGGCAUAGAUACUGUAACAUUUAUCUGCACCUCCCCCUGCAGAGGCUGCUGGGAGAGCGACUUUACUGUCUCAAUCUGCUCCCACUGCCCGGCUCGGCUAUCAACACUUUCUUACAGCCUCUAACUGCAUUUAUGAGGCAUCGCUUUGAUUGGGCACCAGACUCUUGUGUGCCCACCGAGAGCUCCACUGUUAAUCUGCGUCAAACAUUUCUGCUUAUCGCAUCAGAAAAAUACUGACUGAACCUUGCACUUUUAAUGUCACCUUCUCCCACAUUUUACGGUAACUGCCUUGGUCGUGCCAAGUGACUUUAUACCUCCUAAUACCUUCAGAUUAAUUGCUCUCCUUCCUGCCAUUUCAGUCAUCUGCCUUUCCAGUCAUAUGCCAUGGCUAAUGAUGUGGUAUAGGGCCUCCUGGUGCCAGCCAACCAGUGACUGAGAUACUGGUUGCAUAGAAAGCACCAGAUGGGCUUUUAGGAGAGUGGACGGACUCAUGCGUUUGUGAAAGGGGCUGCAGGAAAAAUAACAUGGAAUACUAAUUCUUCAAUUUGAUUCCACACAGCUGAGCAGCCAGAUCAGAUGGCCGUAAAUUUGGGGGAGUUUAUAAUGUGAAUCCCUCUUUUUUCCAGGUGAGGGCUUUCCUGCAGCCACCCAUGGAGGGCGUAGUCCUGGAGACCUAUGGGAGCGGAAAUGCCCCCGAUAACCGUUCUGACCUGCUAGAGGAGCUGAAGAAGGCCACAGAUUCUGGUGUCAUCAUCAUCAACAUCACACAGUGUCUGAGGGGGACUGUGUCAACGUCCUACAACACUGGCAAGGUACAUUGCAUCAUCUACUACACACCCUGAUACAUGCAAGUUGUUGUUAAUUCUGAAUUUAUUCAACUCUGUAAAUAUAACAUCCUGAUUACUGUUCUUGUUAUUUUAUAUUGAUGUUUUUCCAUAUCCUGUCCUUACAUCUUAGGGAAAGGCUUUGUUGUAACUUUGUGUUUCACAAUGACAUCAAAUACUUGAAGUGAAUCCUGCCAACUGCAUUGAUAUCGUAUCAUUGGUAUUGAGCAACAUAUUCUUGAUAUUUUCUUUCAGGUGUUGAUAGAUGCAGGGCUGAUAGCUGGUGGAGACAUGACUCCAGAGGCUGCUCUCUCAAAGCUGUCCUAUGUACUGGCCAAGACUGAGCUGGAACUUGAUGCCAAGAAAAAGGCAGGUGUCUGCAUAUAGAGGGAAAUUUUAGAAAUACGGGGGGGUCAUCAUCAUCAUCAACAACCUUAUUUAAGCCUAAAAAUCAUUGCUGUUUCCCUCAUUUACAAUGAUGUUGAGAUACUUGAAUUAUUUCACGGAAUGGUGUUUCUGAAUCGGAGGCAUUCCUGAAUAUGGAAACAACUUGAUAAUAGUUAUUAUUAAUAUGAGCAUGUCUGAAACAUGUCUGUGUGUGAAACCGUACAGAUGAUGGCGCAAAAUCUGCGAGGUGAAAUGAAUGCCGACCUAGCAGGAGCCAAGUUAGUUCUGAGUGACAGCCGCUUCAUCCAGGUCAUCGCCAAGAGUCUGAGCAUCAGCUGCAAAGAGGUGAGAGCUUAACCAACAAUUUCCUGUUGAGCUUUUAUUACUACCUCCUAAAAGUAGAAUACAAAGGCAAAAUUAAAGACAAGAAGCAGCUUUGUGAUCACAGUCUGUGGUGUCUGCAGGAGCUGGAAGCUAUCCGUGAUGCACUGACCCCUCCGCUGGCAUGUGCUGCUGCUAAGAUUGGAGACAUAGAGGCAAUAGAAGCCCUGAAGGACAUGGUUUGUACACCUGAUUUCUAAUACUAAACGUAAUGUUGACCUGUAUUCAAAAAUGGUAGAAAAACACGAUACCUCUUUUGUACACAAAUAAGCCACGGGAUUGUUUGUAUGAAGAAAUGUUGUCAUGUAUGAGUUGUCAACCUCUUGUGUUGUCAACACCGGACAAAUCUGCCCUCUGAGACUGUGACACCAGGGGCCAGAUUUUUACGUCAGGAGUACAAUGUUUGACUCCACUUAUCUUAUCUUCACCAUGUUUGUUCUGUGGGGUCAAAGCACCGAGGUAAACCAAGCUUUGCCAUAAACAACAGUUUUUCAGGGUCAUUCCUCCUGUUGAGAGAGGCAAGAGAAAGACACGGACGCACAACCAAACAAAACAUGAGGUCAGACUGGUAGGGCAGGUGUAGACUCACUGAAGCGGUUACAUGUACGUGUUUCUGUGCAGUUGACGCUGCUGGAUUACCCAACAGAUUGUAAAGACUUGAUAUUCUUACACUCAAAGAAACAUUUGACACGUACAUGAAGCUUAGGGAUCAAGAAUGUGUUCUGCUGACAUUUGUUACCCUGCAAUCUUUGCCUCUCUUUACUCUUCUUAUGUAAUGCAGUCGUUGCUUUGGAUAUAGCUGGCUUAAAUGCUUGUGCUAAAUCUUUUUGUAAACAUAAAUUAACACCUCGGCGCAUUAGUCAGUCCCAACACCUUCUGUGGCACCUGACUACAUACCAGUGUCCCUAAUGAGGACAUAAAUCUGUGUGACAGGACAAAAACAUAUAGAUUAAUCGCUUUCCUCGACACUUUUUGGCAACAUAGCAUCCUGGAAAGAAAAAUAGAAAGUGAUGAGUCACGAUUCUCUUGUUUAGGAUAAUCUGCUUUAGUCUAAGGAAGGACUUCAUGUCUUCUGUUUGAUUUCAGGUUUAAUUUAACAUGAAAUUAUAAUGACACUGUCAUGUUUUCCAUUUCCACAGGGCAGUAACUUGUGUCUCGGUGACUAUGAUGGACGUACACCCCUUCAUAUCGCCGCCUGUGAGGGUCACCUCAAACUGGUGCAGUAUCUACUGAGUCAUGGAGCCACAGUCUAUGCUAAAGAUCGCUAUGGCGACACACCUCUGUGCAACGCUGUGCGCUUCAGGUAAAACUCUUCAUUUCCACAAUAACAUCAAAUGUGUUUGUUUUGAUCUCUUUUAGAGUAAAAUGUUGGUUAUGAAGCUGCAGACACAACAUUAAAAGUCCCCUCUUGGCCAUUAGCAGCGGCUGAGUAUUCCUGAAAAUCUGUUGUUAAUGGCGGCUGCUAUAGAGGGGACUUCAUUAAAUGAGCUGCUGCAAGGAAGAGACUGUGGCUUUGCUUAAAUGACAGGGUGGGAGCAGUGGCUGUCAUGAGGGGGGCUGAAACCAGGGGAACAGCCUGUAAUGGAGUUUAGAGGCCAGGCAAUAAUUAUAAACUAAUUAGGCUAAUUGUCAGCCAACAGUUUAGUCAGUGUUUAUUUUUACCAAAGCUGUUUUUUAAUUUUUGUCUUUCAUUGACAUUGCUCUAAAUGUCUAUGAGGGAAAAGCUAGCCACGCUUAAUGUUUCACUUUUAGUGCUAUGUUGAGCCUCAGGGUGAAGACGUUGUAUGUGUGGAAGCCUUGCCAAAUGGCUGUUGUCCUAUUUUAACGGUUGGCACCGCGAGUACAGACUUGUUUCCUUUGUGACGGUGGAGGGAUGCACUUGAGCGCAAACACCUGUCGUUACACUUCCUGUACACCACACCUUGGUCUGAUUUUCUCUUCCUGACUGUGUUUAAUGAGGACUUACUAACCUAUAGAAGGAGAGUCUUGAGCAGUCAGGUUAUCUGUCGCACUUUGAAUGUCACUCAGCCAACCUUCCAGCAUUGCAUUUCAAGCUGAAUGCCCAUAUAAGGAGUGGCAGAAAGCGAAGGGAACGAAGGGUUGCAGAACAAAAGUGGGGAGUGUCGCCUAAACCAGUCCUACCAACCUGCUCCCAGUUUCACAGAUUAGAGAUACUGGCUUUCUGACUUUCUUCAGGAAGUCUUUUAGAUCCUUUUAAUAGUUCCUUUGGCUGCAGCUCUGCAUUCCUCCAAACAAUUAAGCCUCAAAUUGAUCUGUUGCACAACUUAAUUUCACAAACAGCUAAGUCUGUUAUUACUGAAAACAAUCCAGCUGUGCACUGGUGGCCCAUUGUAUGCCUGCAGUUUUUUCUUCAUUUACUGCCUCUCUAGAUGUCACUACAGGUGACGGAUUAUUACGGGGGAUGAGAAACAUGUUCCUACAUGCUAAGCAAGAAUGACACUGCAAAUCAAAGUGGAAAUUAAGUUAAGGUUUGAUGGAAUUUAAAAUAGAUCUGUCAAAAGAUGAAUCUUUUUAAUCCUGGGUUAAGGUUGUAAAGCAGGGUCUUGAGUAGGAAAUCAAAUGAAUGCGAUGAAGUUACUAAGGAUGCUGUAAGCUUUCCACCAGUUUACCAAGUGCUAACGAUAGUUAACAUCUUCAUCCACGGGUCUGUGGCAAUCCACAAACCCCAAAACAGAGCUCUGACAGCUUUUGUGAUGUGGUUGCUCACUGAGAGCACUCUGAUUAGCUUCAUAUUACAUUUGACUCAUUAACUGAGCUGCCUGGGAGUGAUUCAAAGUGGGAUGUGCCACUCAAAAGCAUAGUGGUGUUAUCGUUUCACAGCUGCAGAAUAAGCAAUGUUGUAGCGACUGAACUACAGCCUGCAGAAGCUGACAAAACAGCAUAGGAUUCAAAGAAAAUAACCUGCAUCUUGAUUAACGUGUCAAUGCUGUGUUGUAUGUCCUCUCUCUAACUCAGGCAUAGGGAGGUUGUAAAGCUGCUGAGAAAGACAGGAGCACAUUUAUCCAGAGACGAGCUGGAGGAAGCAGGAACAGAACUGUGCAGGUAAGAAGCUCUAGAAACACCUUAAAACAGUUGCACACACAUACAGUGACAAAUCUCUGUAUCACAGCCACUCGCAGUGACCCAUCCUACAUAGCUGACACAGGUACAACCAGUCGUCCCACUGUUACACAAACUGUAGGAAUGCCCCCUGGCAGCAUAGCAUCAAAUCUGUUCUGCAUCUUAAGUGUCAGCAAGUGUAUGCCACACCGGCUGAGCCCUGUUAUUUAUCUGCUUGAAACACCCAACAGGUUUUGGUAGGACAGUCCAAUUUACAGGUACAGAAACACACCUUCAGUAAAGAACCACCAGCAUGGCUUCAUUAAGAUAGAAUCAAAGCAUGUUGUGCGUCACAGAGCCUCAUUAUCAUCAGUCUGGCUCAAUUUCAGAAGUCUCUGAACAACAACUCAUCCUCAGUCAAGUAUCACUUUGAUUGUGUUAAACAUGCUACUUUUGUGAACGCUUGUCAUCUCUUUCACUCGGUAAUUUUCUGUGAGUCAGCAUGGCAGUCAGCGGCGACCUGGAGGGUCUUGAAAUCUGGAGUCUGGCUGGAGCGGAUCUGAAAAAAACAGGCUAUGAUGGACGGAAUGCCAUCCAAGUGGUGGGUCAUUUACUCCAUGACCCUCAUAAAUCCACAGUGUGAAACCCCAGUUUACUCAUUCUGUGUGUUAAUCUUUGCCCGUCACAGGCCCAAGCUUAUGGCAAAAAGGAAGUAGUGGCAUUUUUACUUCAACUACUGAGCCGUAAAUCCAAGGUAACUACUUAUCUGUCCUGCGCUGCAUUAAUAUCUGAUUUUUCUUUCAUCUUGAUGUAAUUCUCUGACUAUAAUUGUCUCCCUUCAUCUGUGUCUCGUUUAAUUUCAGACAGUAAUUGGUGAAUUCAAUGAAUAUGAUGAAUUUGAUGAUGAUGAUGAUGAUGAGGUAAUGAAAUGUUGAGAAUUAUAUAUUUGUAUAUUGAGCAUGAAACUUGGACUCCCUGUCAUCUCUGUGUACAUCCCCCUUUGUGCCUAUCAUCCAUUCAUCUAUUUUCCCUUCCUCUUUAAAUGCUGCUUAUUAUGCUCGAUGUUGUUGUGAGUGGUGUAUCCCAGCAUGCAUUAGAUGGGUCAUAGUCUGUCACAGGGCUAAAGCACACUUGUAUACACAACAAACACAUUCACACCUUCGGGGAAACCGGGGCUGACAGUUCAUGAGGCUCCCAGAGGAAAUCCAUACAGACAAUAAGAGAACAUCAAACUCUUCACAGAAAGGGUUCUGGCGGACCUGCUGGGGUUCAAACCGAGGACGUUCUUGCAUACGAUGGUGCCCAUGGGACCUCUGUGCAAAACUUCAAAAAACUCAAAGACGAUACACGGUAAAACGGUCAAAUUUAGAUUUUAAAAGGUGGAAGUCUGGGAUUUGUUUUUAAUUAAAUUAAAAACUGGUAUUCAAGAGGCUGGAUUAGUCCAAUGAGAUUAAUCAAUUAGUUGAAUUAUGAACAGAAUGAGUUUGUAAAUUUGAGUUAAAGCCUCAGAUCAUUGAUAUUCUUCAGACAAAAUCUCAUAACCUGUAGCGCCUGCCUUCAAACGGCUGAGAGAGCUAAACCUGUGCAGCCCGCUUUUUUACCAGGCUGACCGGUGUGUGCUUGUGCUUGUGUGUUCACAGGAGUUGUCAUCAUCGCUGUAACCCCCCUCACCCUCCAUUGCGUCACUUUGAUUCUCUCUUUCUUUGUCUUUGUGGCAGAACGGUGAAGUGAUCGAGUUCACUGCCACUCCAGGAGGAUACUGA
Xyrichtys novacula (pearly razorfish) is the source of this 13015-nucleotide messenger RNA. Lineage: Eukaryota; Metazoa; Chordata; Actinopteri; Labriformes; Labridae. The record is from the annotation of a GenBank genome assembly.